Molecule: messenger RNA, 4043 nt
Organism: Notothenia coriiceps (black rockcod)
Lineage: Eukaryota; Metazoa; Chordata; Actinopteri; Perciformes; Nototheniidae
Exons: 6
Coding region: 192-1475 (427 amino acids)
Biological process (GO): negative regulation of DNA-templated transcription; circadian regulation of gene expression
Cellular component (GO): nucleus
Molecular function (GO): RNA polymerase II cis-regulatory region sequence-specific DNA binding
Source: RefSeq, a predicted model, not a curated record
GCUGCCGGCCGGGAGGUGUGUGUGCGUGUGUGAGAGAGAGAGGGAUAGAGAGGGAGAGGGCUGAGGCUGGACGCCCCGAUGCUGCUCCAGCUACGGAGUGUGUAUUGACGGAUCUGUUGUUUUAAAGCCGGAGAUAGAGCUGUUUACUGUAGUUUUUGACAGCGGCUGUCUUAUCUCACAUUGCUGAAGCAAUGCAGUCCCAGGGCAGCACUUCCUCUCAGCCCUCCAUCGAUUCCCUGAGCUCCGGUGACAGCCUCCUGUGCAGCGACUCGGAGCAUGCCGAAGACGAAAGCGACGUCUUCCUGGCGACUGGCUCUCCUGUCAUCAUCGGUGGCGUGGGCGGGGCUAAGGCCAAUGGAGACGGAGGGUCGGAGAGUCCCGGGUCCCAGUGGACGUGUGAUGGCUCUACAGAUAAAGAGGAAGAGGAGGAGUUGUACAAGUCGGAAAAAGGCGGCAAGGCAGCUCGCAUCAGAUUGGACCAGACAGAUCCGUCAAAACAGAAUCCAAAGUCACAGGGAGACCUGCUGUUUGCUCAAAAGUGUGCUGAGCUACAGGGUUUUGUCAGGCCCCUGCUGGAGCUGCUGAAUGGACUGAAGAGGGGUCGAUUCGAUCAAGGUUUAACUACUUUCCAGCAGAGCGUCGCUAUGGAUCGUAUCCAGAGGAUUGUGGGUGUUUUACAGAAACCCCACAGCGGGGAGAAGUACCUGAACACUCUGCUCCAGGUUGAGGUGAUGCUGAAGAUUUGGUUUCCGCAGAUCCACACUCAGCCUGUCUCCGCAGGCACCAGCGUCGUAGCGUCACCCGCUUGCUCCCAUCAGGAAACUCCCCCCGUCACCCCGCCGCACAAGUACAGGGAUCAGUCACACAUUCCCGUCAAGAAGCGCAGACUCAGCUGGACGGGGACGGACUCCCCCACCCCUUCCCCGGUGCUUUUCAAGUGCUCUCGUAUCAGUGUGGAAGAGAAGAAGGUGAAUCAAGAGUGUGAUGAAAGGAAGAGCCCUCUUUCUUCGUCAUCGGCACCUGAUGCAAACCCAGACUCACCAGUGGCGGACCAGCUAAAUGGGGACACAAAGGGAAAGGACAGUGACAGAGAGGAACUAGGCAAACAAUUAAAAUACAAAGCAGGGCAAAACUCCGAGCCAAGCCUGACGUGGGUCCACGUUGCCCCCAUCUUUUCCCCCCGGAACCCCUGCACUUCACAUGAGGGCACAACAGUGGGAGGAAACAAUGAAAACAAGCCCGUAAACGCCAUCCUACUCCCGCCCAGGAGGAGGGGCCAACCAGCCACACAAGACAGAUCCGUCACUUCUUCCUCCGUCGCCAAGCACCCCAAACAUCUGAAGAAGCCGAGCCAGCCUGUCACUGGGCAACAGAGUGGGAGUGAUACAGCUGAGAUAUGUCAGGGUCAAAGUGCGGCUCCUCAGGUCACGCUCACUCCUUCGCCCGAGGUGUGCCCCACCCCCUUAAAGACCUGAAGAAGAUUUUCACACUACCGGGCUAAAAGCUGCCGUGUGAGGAAGAGGAGAAGAGGAUGAAGAUGAUUAUAGAUGCAUUAAUGGGAGGAAGGGGAGGAAAGAAUUAUCGGUGAUAAAUGUUGAUGUUUGAUCAUACAUAACAACUCAUCAAAACCUCCAUUGAAACUAGUAUCUCAAACAACAAGACAAAAUGUGUUUAUGAGGAGUCAGAUCUAGUAGAGUUGAUAAUCACAACUACGUUAUAAUAUUAACAUUUGCACAAAAACAGUUGUGGUUGAGGCAGAUAGGAAAGAACAUCUAAAGCUAAACGGCUAUUAGCAGCUUAUUGAGUGAUAAUCUAAAGGAGAGAUUUGAAGAAUUUUAAGGAGCAGUUUCUCCUCAGCUUACAAGCAAUCACUUUACUUAAUGAUGACUGGCAGACAUCUUAACCGAGGCACACACUUUAUCCAAAAUGUUAUGAUGUCAAUUUUCAGAAUGAGAGCUUCCAAGGUUAUUGUGAUGAGGUAACUUUAAUCCAGAGUGAGUGACACAGGGUGAGCUGAAUCUAAGGCUAGUCACAUUUGACGUUACAUUCACUUGUAGAUAGAGUUGAGUCAUCCGGCUGGAAGAGGGAUCGUGAGUUUUUGUCAUUGCAAAUCUUGUAGCUAGAGAUUUGAAAAACACAAUGUACAGAGCGCAGCGUUAUACUGUACAUGUGGUGGGUGAGAGUCUUUGGAAACUGGAAAAAAUGACGUCAUUGAUUCAUGAAUGUAAUCCUAGAAAUGUCUGGGCAUAGCAUGGAGAGGUGUGUCAUCACAACGAUCAGAUCUCAACUUUUCUUGUCAAGCUGUUGAUCAGAAGUUUCUUCCCGGUCCUCGACUGCAAACUAACUCAUGUCAUAAAACUCCAAGAAAGACUUUUAAAUACCAGCCAGAGGAAAAAACAAGGACCACUCAAAGACAUGCGACUCUCGAGUCCCACAGUUAAUUUAUUCUGGUGUUGAUCAGACGCUGCAUUUAGUUAUUGUUUGUGUUUAUUUAUUGGGCAGCUGAUAUCGCCUGCUGUGCUCAUGCACAGGUUGGCUUACAAUUGUAUUGAGUGGAUUGGGAAGAUGCUGUUGAAAGUUGUUUUUUGCUAUCAUAACGAGAGAGAAAACUUGAAACGCUUUGAUUGGACUAUUGGACUACUGUGCCUUUUUACCAAAUAGGAUGUGUUCAGAAAAGCAUUUGGUGCUUUCUCAGUGCAUUCAUACUGCAUUUUGAUUGUUUGCUUGUAUUUCACAAAACCAGGACAAAUUCAAUCCUGAAAGCCAACAUGUAGUCAUUUUCAUCUUGCUUCCAAAUGUACACACAGCAUCCAGACCUACAGUAUCAUCAACUAUAUUCAAAACCAGAGUCUAAAACUCCAUCCACAGUUACAUUAACUGCCUACAUCUUCAACCUUUAUACACACACUAACUGUGGUGUGCUGAUAUUUGUAGUAUUAUCAGGGGCGUCCCUCCCUACAGGAGCGUGGGGCCUCACCUCUCGGAGGGGGCCUCAACUGAGCCGCAAAUGCGGUGCACCUAAUAUACGUUUAUGCGGCGCAAUUAGUGUGGCGCAGCACGGCUCCACUAGCACCCCCGUCCGUCGACGCUCGCGAAACAGAGGGCCAUCAUCUAACUUUGCGUGGGGCCUCAACUUGGCCAGGGACGGCCCUGAGUAUUAUUAAGCGGAGCCUUCCUUUGGUGCUUUUCUUUGGGUGCUCUUGAUAAACUUGAACAAAUACAGAGAAAUUCUAAAUGUAAGAGAGGAAAUCUUUAUUUGUACCACCCUCUACUGCUGCUAUUGUUAUUCGGAUUCCAGUCCUAAGUUAGAUGUUCGAUAGGAGAAAUCUGGAAAUCUCUAUCAAUAUUCUUCUCAAGUAGGAGGGGAUUAAGCGAUGUGAUUGGAUUUACCUAUAUUGCAAAAGUAUUGUAAAUAUUUAGAAAAACAUUUUUUAAAUUGGUAUGAGUGUGAAUUGGAAAUCUGUGUACCUUUUUCUUCCCUAAAAGUGAAGACGUGAUCACAGAGCCACAGGCAGCCUCCAUUUUCCUGCCAAUGUUUGUGGAGUUAGGAGUGUACCCUCACAGACCCAGAGUCAGCGACUAACCCCAUCCCGUCUGCAAACGUGACGGUACGAUGAGCCAGACGCUGACUCUCGAUCCGAGGCGGGGGGUGUCCCCCUCCCCACUCCUGUUUUUAUACGGUUGUGGUAUGACAGAGAAACCAAUUGCACUUAUUUUACAUUGUUUGUGUCCUAUUUUCAUGUGUGUUUUCUACUGCAGCGACCACUGCUGAUUGGCCAGAAAUAAUGUCUUAUUUUAGCUGCCUUCGUUCUUCCUAAACUGUAAAAGCUGACCGUAGUUCCCUCCCCUCCCCUCCCCCACUCUGCUGCAUUCGUCUGACCUUGCCCUCUCUCCUUCAACUCCCUCAAUCCCGUUAGUAUAUUUUCUUUCUUAACUAAACCCUGUCUUUAUCUCUUCCCAUCUUUACAUGCUAUUACUCUUCUGGCUACUUUUUCAAUAAUGAUAAACAGGAACAACUCUUUUAAUAAAUUACACAUUUUGGA